This is a messenger RNA of Nematostella vectensis (starlet sea anemone), 1161 nucleotides long. Its product is annotated as carbonyl reductase [NADPH] 1. Gene Ontology annotation, molecular function: carbonyl reductase (NADPH) activity. The record is from RefSeq and is a predicted model, not a curated record. NCBI's taxonomy places the organism in Eukaryota, Metazoa, Cnidaria, Anthozoa, Actiniaria, Edwardsiidae. Bases 88 to 915 code for a protein of 275 amino acids. The transcript is spliced from 9 exons.
ACCCAGAAGACCCUGGGGACGAGGUUGACAGGAGACCAGUUGAAUACACAAUUUAGUGCUCUACUCUAUUUUUUAGCAGAGAUCGCUAUGGCUGCGAGUCCAUCAAGAGUUGCGGUCGUCACAGGUUCCAACAAAGGAAUCGGAUUUGCAAUUGUUCGUGGACUUUGUAAACAGUUUAGUGGGACUGUUAUUCUAACAGCAAGGAAUGAGAAUUUGGGAAAAGAAGCUGUUGAUAAACUGAAAGAAGAGGGCUUAAAUCCAGUGUUCCAUCAACUUGACAUUACCUCACAAGAAAGCAUCAACAAGCUGAGGGAUUAUUUGUCCAGCACAUACAAAGGGCUUGAUUUGUUGAUAAAUAAUGCUGGUAUUGCAUACAAGGGGGCUUCAAUUGCUCCAUUUUCUGAACAAGCUGAAGUAACAGCUAGAACUAAUUUUACUGGGACUUUGAAUAUCUGUGACACUCUGUUCCCCCUUCUGCGUCCACAUGCAAGGGUUGUUAAUGUGGCAUCAUUGGCAGGGCUUUUAAAAAUCAUUCCCUCAGAAGCAAUCAAGGCCAAAUUCACAUCUCCAUCUUUGACACAGUCAGGUCUUGUCGGCUUGGUGGAGGAGUUUAUCAGUGAUGUCAAGGCAGGUGUUCACAAAGAAAAAGGGUGGUCUAAUUCAGCAUAUGGGAUGUCAAAGGUUGCUGUUAUUGCAUUGACCAAAGUCCAAGCAAGACAAAUGGAAAAAGAUCCACGACAGGACAUCCUUGUCAAUUGUUGCUGUCCAGGAUAUGUUGACACAGACAUGUCAAGCCACAAAGGUCACCUCACCAUUGAUCAAGGAGCUGAAACGCCAAUAUACUGUGCCUUGCUACCUGAGGGAUGUGGCCACUCUGGCGAAUUCUUCUCUCAGAAGAAAGUUGUAGGGUGGUAGUGCCUGAAUGACCAAUGUAUUGGAAGAAGAUAUGUAGUUACAAUUAAAUGUAUAGAGCCAAUAAAACUGCACACCCGAAGGAUGUGGGCACUCUGGUGAAUUCUCUAGCCGAAUUCUUCUCAUGAAAGUAGACAUACAGGUGCUAUUGUGCAUUUAACUGGUUACGUUUUUAAUUCUUAAAAAAAUGUAGUUAGUAAAUUGUAUAGAAGCGAGAAAAAAGUUUAAAAAUAAAAUCAACGUAAUGAA